Messenger RNA from Cercocebus atys (sooty mangabey), 5227 nucleotides. RefSeq lists its product as uncharacterized. The coding region runs from base 1737 to 2582 and encodes 281 amino acids. The record is from RefSeq and is a predicted model, not a curated record. Lineage: Eukaryota; Metazoa; Chordata; Mammalia; Primates; Cercopithecidae. The transcript has 2 exons.
CGCUCGGCGUCCCCCGAACUCGGGGCCCCGUCGGAGCUCCCAAAUGGGUCGUUCUCUUAGGGCCAGGGUUCCUCCCUCGGGUACCCGAGACGGGACAGGCUGGCGGCGCGCGGGGCGCUUGGAAGUCUGGUUUCCAGCCUGGCCACCCUGCCCCGCUAAACAAGUGCGCCCGGGCACCCAAGACGUCUCGGAUGCGUGUCCCUCUAAGGAGAUCCGCGUAGGGACAGCUCUAGGGGAUCCGGGGAGUGCGACGCCCGGGGAGGCGCCCUGGAAACCCAGGGGAAAGCGUCACCCUCGUGGGCGGGUGGAGCCCGGGGCGCGGGAGGUUUGGUGAUCACAUCUCCACCCCUGCCGCGAAGGUGGUUCCUAACACUCGCCCGCAGCGGCAGUGCCCACGAGAGCGGCCGCCCCAGAGCGGGGCCCCGGGUCCAGAGCGGCGGCCAGACGCAGUCCCGGGAGCUUCCCACCAAGGGCAUGGCAACUUGGGACGCUGGGCAUUGGCACCGUCAGGAUGGACACGCAUGAGCCAGCUUCAGAAUGUGCCUGCUGCAGAGAGGCUGCCCGGCCCAUCCCAGGGGAAUGUGUCCGUUAACUUUGGGGAACGCUACGGACACUUGUUCCUGCGUGUUUAAUGGUGACUCAGAUUACCUCCAUAUACUUUUAAAAGGAGUUACAGUGCUUCCUGGUGUCUGGCAAACGGCCUUACAGCCUCCCUGCCCUUGUGUAACCGUUUAUCUCCUGCUGCCCUGUCGGGGAGCAGGCUGAGAAGUGCGGAAAAUGGUGGCGAACUUACCUGUCCACUCUUUCUCCCACGCUGAGGAAGUCUAGGAUUCAGGGGAUGGAGUCAGCCAGCGACCAGAGUGGAUUCCCAGUUGGAGCUUUUGACUUCAACAUUGAGAGUUUGUAGAAAGUAUUUAUUCUCUGUUUUUGGUACCUGGGCCACUUUGGCAUUUCUGAGGAGAGCUUGAGAUCUCUGUAAAUUUGGAGCUGAGACAGGGAAACUAAAUCACAGACUAGGAAAGAAGGGAAGGAAGUCAUUUAUUGGGUGCCAACUCUGUGCAGACAGUUUAUAACAAACAUGUCCCCAGCAGUCCUUGCAGUAAUACCAGAGGAUAGGUGCUGUAACCUGCAUCUCAUAGAGGAGGGGUGGUGGCUCAGGGAGGUUGGAGUCUUGCCCAGGAUGGUGUAUCAGGGAUGGGUGUCAGAGCCGGGGCUUGAACUCACAGCUGGCACCAUGUCCCCACCCAUGGCCACCUUGCAGGGCCACGUGUGGCACUGUGUUUGGGAGACAGGGAGAAAAGUGCUCUGCCGUUUCUGGAGGAGGAGCCUGCCUGCAGUAAAUUGGUGGUUGUAGGGGAAUGUGUUUGUGGGAAUGGAGCGGGAGAAUGCUCCCCGAGGCCAUUUGAGUAGGCAGAUGUGUUGGGCUUGGUUGCUGUGGGUUGUGUUGUGGAUCCCAACAGGAACAGGAACCUCCUGCUUGGGACGGCUGUGAGCCACAUGUGGGUGUCUGGCCGCUCUACAUGCUGCUGCCCAUGCUGUUGGACCAGGAGGCCUCAUGCCUCCCAUCAGGUUUGACAGCCCAGGGAUUUCCAAGGCUUAGGGAGGACAGCAGUCUCUUCUCUCUCUUCUGGGUCCCUUCCCCCUGCCUUUUGGUGUCAUCGUUGCUACCUGAUGGCCUCUUGGAUGUUUUGCAUCUAGCAAAGGAGUCACGAGCCCCAGCCUGAGUUGUCCAUCUAAUGGAAACCCCUUGGACUUGCCCUGGCAGAGACCAGAGACCCAGAGAGGAGUUACUGGAACAAUCUCCCAGGCCACAGGGAGCAGGAAGUUCUAUAAAAGUUCAAAUCUGUUCCUUCUUGUCCUGGUUUGUGUUGGGUGGGGUCUUGAAAAAAAAGGGUGUGGGCGUGUUAAGGGGAAAGUGCUGUGAAUCACAGGCCCUGAACUUCUUUGCAUUGCCAAGGGCAGGAGGGGAGAACACUGAGGCUCGCCCCAUCCUGCCUUCCUGGCCCUUCCACAGAGCUUGGAGGUCUGGAAGAGGUGCACAGGCAGUCCCCAGCUCCCUGCCCCAGAGAACCUCUGACUAUGCGCUUAUACAGCCAAAACAAAAAACAACCAACCAAAACCCCACAAAUACUGCCUUCUGUGGAUCUGGAGAGAAGGAGCUUAUUUGGAUUAUCUGGGUGGCCCCUUCACGCGAUCGCACUCAGCAGAUAAAUCUGCAGAGAAGGCCAUGUGAAGGUGGAGGCCACAGCCAAGGAAUGAAGGACGGCCACCAGAAGCUGGAAGAGGCAACAGAUCCUCCCUUGGAACCUCUGGCAGGAGCGCAGCCCACACCUCGAAGUCAGCCUUCUGGCCCUGCUUGUUUUAAGCUGCUAGGUUUGUGGGGCUUUGUCAGAGCAGCACCAGGAAGCCACCCUCAGUACCCUAGAUCAACGCCCCUUCACUUCCUCAUCUAUUCCUUUGCCUCCCCUCCCCCGCAAACUCCUCCACUUGUCACCAGGAUGCCACUGAAUUCUCCUGUCAGGUCACCCAUGCGCUGUCCCUCUUCUGGCAGAAUCGAGCUGUCACUUCUCGGACCUCGUUGAACAUGUUCUCUCUGCAGCUCCUGGUGGGCACUGUGGGCCCCUAGCUGGACUCCUGCUCCCCCGUAACCACUCCACACAGCGGCCAGAUGGAUGACUUAAAACCUAAGCCGCAUCGUACCGUUCCCCUGCUUACCGCGCUGCCAAGGCACCGAGGGUGAAAUCCCCAUGCCCUACCAUAGCCUGAGGCUGUGCGUGGUUGGCCUUCACCCCCCAGUCUCACCACAGCCAAGUUCUUUUCUCACCCAUGGUCUUUGCACCCCCAUUCCUCACUUCACCCACCUGGAGAGACUUCUCAGCCACUGCAUUGGUUUACCGCCAUCUCUAGUUAUCCCAUUAAACCAUGUCCUUACUUAGAGUCUCUCUGCGCCCAGUGUGCUAGCUUUGUGGGCAGGGGCCUUGUCUUACACCCCAGGAUGCAGCACGAUGCUGGCACAGGCUAGGAAAGCACAUUGUGGAUGAAUGCAUGAGUGACUGGGUGAAAAGGGUAUAUGUCAGGCUACGUCAUGCCUAGGGAACAGCUGGACAUGUGGGAGGGGAGGGGAGGGUCCGAGACAGCAGAUGUACAGUGAGGGCCCAAGGGCUCUGUGAACCACCAGAAGACCUGCUCCCACAAGUUCCAAUGAACAGAAGACAGGAAAACCAUCUUCUGAAAGCAUCUCUCAUGGGCCUGAGGGACAAAAGGGUGGGGAGGAGUGCAGAGGUGUCCAGGGACUGCCAGGCAGCCAGCAAGGGCUGCGGGCCCGAGGCCCAGGCUGAGGCCAGGGGCUGCGGACACGUAAGACGUGACCCGUGGACCCUGGCUCCUGGUCCCAUGCACAGGCCUGCGUCAGGGUAUCACCCAGGCCUGGGUGUUACUUUGCUGUGAUUUAUCCUCCAUUGUUAGUACACAGUCCUCCCAACUCCACUUCCCAGGUAGCAACCUUAAAACCAGCAGGUGCUGUUUAUAAUCGUGCUGGGGCCUCCAACUGAGAUAAGGGGCUGGUUCCCGGUGUGUUGUUCCAAGGGACACACACAUGCCUAGGCAGGGGCCAAGGUCUAGUUUGGUCAGUGAGGCCCUCAAACGUGUCUUGGAACCAGGUCAGAAUUGGGGUAAUUCAAUCCAGAGGGUACCUGAAGGCCCUGUCCCCUCGGAGAGGGUAGAGUCAGCCUGACCUGGCUGGAUGGUCAUCAGGAGCACAUGGGAACUGCAAGGCAGGGGAGAUGGAAGUGGACUUGGCGUGUGCUGGGGUGCUGUGGACAGGUUCCCUCUGAAGGAGGCUGGGAAGGAGGGCCAACUCAAGCCACCUUGGGCCCUGCCCUGAGACCGGAGCCUGGAGCUGCUCCCAGAGGGCAGAGGCCUCCUCUCCAGACCAGGCACAGCCUGCAACAGCUCUGCAUGCCUGGAGGUGACCAGGUGCCCUGGAGCAGCACAGCCAGGGAAACGGCGCAUGAGAUCACACCAUGGGUGUACCCUGCAGGUACAGAUAUGGGGAAGUGUCCUCAGCCAUUCUGGACAUUGAGAUUUUCAGUCUUAUGAAUGGCAGCCAUUGUUCCCAAGCCAUUUCUGGGUGCCAGGCACCUUACAUCCAUAAUCUCCUUUGAUCUUUACAACCGCCCUAUGGAAGCAGAUACAGUUAUUUUCACACCUCACAGAUAAGGAGAUGGAGGUGCAGAGAAUUACGUUUAGCCCAGGGUCACACGGAAGCCAGGACUGAGUCAGCCUAUCUUCCCAGGAGCCCUUAACCAUCAUGUGAGCAGCUAGCGGGAAGGACUGCACACCCCGAGGUCACCUCCAAACACCCCCUUGAUGAGGGGUCCCUUCUAGUGGUGGAUGAAUAAGGACACUGGCAAAUUGUGAUUAGAUCCCUUUAAUUAUUACCUGGACAAAGAAGACUCCAGCUAACCCAUCAAAUGGACGAGUGAAGAAAGCUAAGCCCUGGCCAGUGUGAAUGGAAUUUCACAGCAUUUGCCUGACAGCUGCGAGGCCCUGUGGAUCUCCUGCCACCUGCUCCUUCCUCGGAUUGGGGAACUGAGGCCCAGCCUUUCCUUUUGCCUCAGAUUCAUUACUGACUCCAGAAUGAGGCUUUAACCAUGAUUAUUCUUCCCUAAGGUAUUAACUUGAUAGGCUCUUGGACUCUGUGGCUCACCAGCCAGAGACAGCACCAUGGGCAGUGGGAACUCAAUGGCAAAUAGCAAAUGUAUCUUCUUGGACAGAAUCGAAGUGGAGAACAGCCUGUGCCAGGCACGGGCGGGCAGGCAGGCUUCCACUCAGUCUGGGCUGAGGGGCAGUGCUUCUUCUGUAGGGUGGAGGGUUGAGCGGUGUGGUAGGUGGGAGGAGAGCGCCUGCGGAGCUGGGAGUGCAGGGUAUGCCGGAGCAGGGGGACUCCUGAGCUGGCCUGGCACCUUGGGUGCUUCGCACUUUGGGGAUGUGAGUGGGCACGAGAUUCGGGCUGUGGUGGGGGACGGGCCAGGGAGCAGGCAGCUGGAGGAGGGCCUAGAGCUUGCUGAGGGGUUUGGAUUUUGUCCUGAAGGUGCUGGUGAGUCCAUGAAGGAGUCGCAUUUAUUAUUUUCUAUGUUUUUGAGUUACAAAUCAACCAGUGGGCAUAGAAGUAAACAAUCAGGCUGGGCGCAGUGGCUCAAGCCUGUAAUCCCAGCACUUUGGGAGG